Messenger RNA from Macrosteles quadrilineatus (aster leafhopper), 1768 nucleotides. RefSeq lists its product as uncharacterized. Bases 144 to 1694 code for a protein of 516 amino acids. The transcript is spliced from 13 exons. The record is from RefSeq and is a predicted model, not a curated record. NCBI's taxonomy places the organism in Eukaryota, Metazoa, Arthropoda, Insecta, Hemiptera, Cicadellidae.
GUUAAAUCCAUAUGGUUUCAUAAAAGAAAUAUUUGUUUUUAAAUGUUCCCUCAAACAUUGUAUAAUUUACACACAUAACACUCAAGAUUUUUUCGUGAUUCAAAAUUGUUGUAUAUAUAUAUAAAUAGAAUUAACCACUCACUAUGGCAUCACCAGUUAACAAUGGGCCUUCAGACCAAAGAGACAGUGCUAAUCUAAAUGGACCGUCAAACUUGCAACAACUCCAGACUCCUUCAGGAUUGCCGAGGUGUAAUCUACCUCCUUUUGAAUGUCCUGGGUCAUUACCUGGCAACAACUGCCUACCUCAAGAAAUGAUGUGUACACCCUGUCCACAAUUUCAAUCUUCCCCGCAGUGCGGAUCAACAAUAGGAUGUCAACCUUAUCAAGCUAUGUGUCCUUCGGGUCCACCUCAAAUAAUGUGCCCUCCAUGUCCUCCAUCAGUGGUUUGUCCACCCCCCCAAGGGUCAAUAAUCUGUCCACCAACACGGCCCAUAAUCUUCCCACCUCCUAACAGAACAGUUAUUUGCUUCCCGGGCCCUCAAGUUGGUCCCCAACCCCCUUGUCCACUUUUUCCCAAAGAUCCCUGUCCUCCUUGUCCCAAACCUCCUGGCAUCACUGACCCCAUCCUUCCCCCCGUUCCUCCUGGUACUGUUGAUCCUACUGUCCCUCCUACAUAUCCUCCUGGUACUGUUGAUCCUACUGUCCCUCCUACAUAUCCUCCUGGUACUGUUGAUCCUACUGUCCCUCCUACAUAUCCUCCUGGUACUAUUACGUAUCCUCCUGGCAAAGAUCCUACUGUCCCUCCUGUUACUAAAGAUCCUAAAGAACCCAAUAAAACAGUCACAAUAGUCUGUCCACCAAAGGUGCCUUUACACCCAAAAAACACGAAUAUAGUAAGACCUGUUCUAGUCAACAUCCAACGCCUGUUGAAUUUUGGGAUUCAAGUUAUGUUGAAAAACAGACAUGACCAAUAUACUAAAAUAAUAAUAUCCAUUGAAAAAAUAAAAAAGAACCCAGACCAAGGGACAGUUGUGCCUGCCCGUGAGUUGGUUGAGACAUAUUCCCGACUGAUCCCGGGACUGAAACUGUUGUGGGAACAGCUGCGAGACUACUACCGCAACUUAUUACGAGACUGUAACGACGUAAAGAACCCUAUUCCAAGCCUGGCUGGUCUCAACAUUUCACCUAUGGUAUCUCAGUCAGCUUUCAGAGAUCUACUCGCAGCUACACUUGUUUUGUGUCGGGAGGCGUUGUAUUUGUGCAGCGUUGAUACCAACACAACUAGUCAGUUCAUUGUCUUCACUGACAGCCAACUGAUGAAUAAUCCAAGAGCAAUAAUAGAAUACUGCAAAGUUGAGAUUUUUGAGAGUAACUUUUCUAAAGGUGAUGACCUCCUCCGGUUGUUCACCGAGAAGCAACUUCUCAUCAACUUGUUUUUGAAGGAGUGGGCGAAAGGUGGCCAAGAGUUGGAUCAACCUCCAGCCCCUUCAAUCUAUACAACACUGCCUGUGUCGUUCCCUGGCCUUACAGCUGAUGUCCCACAAAAAGGAUAUACUAAAAUGGGAGGCGGAAAUGUAGAGGAUAUUGUAUCAAGAUUCAAUGAAAUAGAAGAUGGAGCCUACAGGGAUGUGAAUAAGUAUAGGGGACAACGAGAGGAUUUAAACAGAAGCUUGUCGGCAGUGCAAAGACAAUAAUCCUGCUUCUAUCCAGAAAAAAGAAUUGAAAAUGCUAUGAGAGUUUAAAGAGAAAAUACAUUGAUUUUAUGUUA